Messenger RNA from Cheilinus undulatus (humphead wrasse), 647 nucleotides. Its product is annotated as enhancer of rudimentary homolog. Lineage: Eukaryota; Metazoa; Chordata; Actinopteri; Labriformes; Labridae. The coding region runs from base 156 to 470 and encodes 104 amino acids. The record is from RefSeq and is a predicted model, not a curated record. The transcript has 4 exons.
GGUGGCGAUAUGUCCCUUUGAAACCUGCGUGCAACUACCCAAAACCAAGACGAAGAAGAAGAGUUGUUCUUCCGGUGUCACAGGCAACAAACCCGAGAAGCAGAGAGACUCCGAAGAAAAUCGGUCAAAGCCGAAGAAACAAACACGUUAAAAUCAUGUCUCACACCAUCCUGCUCGUGCAGCCCACCAAGAGGCCAGAGGGAAGGACGUACGCUGAUUAUGAAUCUGUUAACGAGUGUAUGGAAGGUGUGUGUAAGAUGUACGAGGAGCAUUUAAAGAGAAUGAACCCCAACAGUCCAUCCAUCACAUACGACAUCAGCCAGCUGUUUGACUUCAUCGAUGAUCUGGCCGACCUCAGCUGCUUGGUGUAUCGUGCGGACACACAGACGUACCAGCCGUACAACAAAGACUGGAUCAAAGAGAAGAUCUACGUGCUGCUGCGCCGCCAGGCUCAGCAGGCGGCAAAGUGAAACAGCUGACAGGGGGACACCGGGGGGGUUCAGUGUGCAUUUUCUUUUUGUGUCAAGCUGUUUUUGAGAAGUUUCUAUCAAAGUUUCUAAACUUUUUUUUGUUUUAUCAUGGUGGGUGAUGUGUUUUGUAUUUUAAUGUUUGACUGAUUAAUAAAGAUUUGGUUUCAGUAACAAAAA